AUGGUAUCUAUGGGAUAUCCAGCGAUAUCUGGUCCCAAAUCCCUUAAUGAUAGGAUUGCUAUUGUCGGGGCUGGGAUCGGUGGAGUACAUAUGGCGUCUCUACUCAAGGAAAGAGGUUUCAAAAACAUAAAAAUUUUUGAACAACGACAGGAAGUUGGAGGAAAAGCCUAUUCCCGAUUUUACAGAGGAGUUUGGAAUGAAUUUGGAGCACUUUUUCUGAGCGAUAUCUAUGACCAAGUAGCCAAACUGGUAGAGAGGUAUACUCCUCGCCUCAAAAUCGUAUCCAAAGCCCCAUCUUCUGUAUCAGUGAAUGAUAACGAAUUUACUACCUGGGGGAACCUUUUGAUUCAGAAUACAGGGGAGACGUCUCCACAGGCUGCCAGCCGCAGGAUCCAAGAUGCUGUGGCGAGGUACGAUAGAAUCCACCGCUGUUUGUUUGGAAACUAUUCCUUCGAACUUAUGCCUCGACCAACUCCCAAAGUUCUCCAACAAAUUCAAGGAACUGUCCAGGAUUUCUUACAUCGGCAUGACCUUAUGUUAUUGGCACCUAUAUUCAGAACCUUUCUGACAGCAAAUGGAUACGGAUAUAUCAACGAGACUGCAGCUAUAUACGGUUUGGUUUGGUUGCCACCAGUAGCAGUUAAAGGCGUUUUUACACCCGAAAAUGGAUUCUGGGUUUUACUAGGAGCAUUUCAAUCGAUUGUAACCGAGAUUGCCAGACAAAAUAAAUUACAUAUACAUCUAGGAGCCAACGUCAACGGCAUUCAAAGACUACCUGGUCCUGGAGGCAUUCAUAUAACUUACUCAACGAAGGGACAUCCAAAUAUUUAUACUGAGCAUUUUGAUUUUUUGAUACUUUCCCCAGCGAUGAAUUCUUUGUUGGAUAUAGUGAAUUUCAACGUAAAGGAAAGGAGUAUCUUUAGUCGACUGACGAAUGCAAACUACAUCUUAACUCUGGUCGAAUCCGACAUUGGUAGACGCGGCAAUGAUCCUCAGGUGUACUACAACGAUGCCAUUGAGCAGCCCACGUAUCCCGUAUAUGCCGGUAUUAAUUUCUACCAUGCAAAAAACAAUAUCAGUGGUGAUGACCAUCGCCUUGGGAUUCGGGAAAAUGGUCCAGAUGGGCGUCCACAGGAAACUGUUAUGUAUUAUCAGUACGGCUAUGAAAAUCCUUGGGCAAAGGAUAUCGAUGUUAUCAUCCAGUCCAAGUUAGCCUCAACCUUGAAGAGAUUAGAUAAGAGGAACCCAAGAGUUCUGGAACAAAUAAAAUGGGGAUAUUAUUUUCCCAGGUUUCCCCCCAGAGAGGCCGACCGUGGCUAUCUUUGGGAUGUAUUAGAUAUGCAAGGUCAGUUCAACACGUGGUACAUAGGUUCCUCCGUCUGUUUUGAAAGCAUGGAAAGCGUGAUCGAAUACAAUAAUCUGAUAAUGAGAAUAAUGAAGAUAUAA
Saccostrea echinata is the source of this 1446-nucleotide messenger RNA. RefSeq lists its product as uncharacterized. NCBI's taxonomy places the organism in Eukaryota, Metazoa, Mollusca, Bivalvia, Ostreida, Ostreidae. The transcript has 3 exons. The record is from RefSeq and is a predicted model, not a curated record. The coding region runs from base 1 to 1446 and encodes 481 amino acids.